This is a messenger RNA of Parasteatoda tepidariorum (common house spider), 1172 nucleotides long. The record is from RefSeq and is a predicted model, not a curated record. Lineage: Eukaryota; Metazoa; Arthropoda; Arachnida; Araneae; Theridiidae.
AAAGCGACACUCUUUUUCUACGGCGAGAUAUAAAUUUGGUUUCUUAUCUUAUUUAUCGUUCACUUUAUUUUUUGCCCCCUCCCUCCACUGUUUAUGAAUUGAAUAAUUUCAAAAUACUAUUUUAUGGAACUGUGUUUUUUUUCCCCCUUCACGUUAGAAUUCACAUGAUGUGUGUACAAGAGUAGAGGUAGAAUUGUUUAACGAUUUGAAAUGGCCUGUAAAAAAAAACAAAAUAGGUUCUUUUCCAAUAACAUUGUUUAUUGUAGGCAUUGACCGACAUUGAAAGCACCCAACGUUGUUGCCGGUUGCCCCGGUAACCACAUUCUUCUUUUUUUAGUGUCUUGACACCGCCUCCCCCCCCCCUGUCCACAGUUUUCAAAGUCGACACCACUCCAUCCAUCUGCGGCUGCAGUGUCUCGUUUUUAUAGAAGGAGAAGAGAAUGAGUGAUGGUGAGACAGAUAUUCGGCUUCUUGCACUCAGAAGAAAACAAGAGAGAAGACAGAGCAGGGUAUCUUCCGGUCACUCGGCCUAUGAAGCGACUCCCAUAAAAGAAUACAAUCGGACAGAUUCAUCGAGAUCAAAUUCACGACGGAAUUCAUAUGUCGAAGUGACGCCUCGUCUAUUGGAAGAGGAGAUUCACAUUGGGAGGAUGCAUGUACCACCAGUCAUCACAUGCGAAUGCAAUGGAAGUGAAGCAUUUGCCCAUAUAAGUUCAUCGGAGCCUGUCUCAACUAUGUCAGCAAACUUCCUCAGAAAGCUAAGGCUACAAGACCAGGUUGUACCUGACACGGGUCACGUGUUCGACUCCUUUUCCUUGCAGCAGCAGAAAGAGUUGAAAGGAAAAGUAAAGUACAUCGAUCUCAGCAUUGGAUCGACAUGGCAACAGGUAGCACAGUUCAACAUAGUGGAAAAUCACAUAACUGAUAUUACUUUGGGAAUAGACUUCUUGCGAAAAACACAGAGUGUUCUGAACUUUGAGGAUUCUUCUAUCGUUGUUGGUGGAAUAAGAGGAGAGAGAAUUCCAUUCCUGAAUUCCAGAGAGGUCAUGUUUCUGGCGAGAAGAAAUGCCAAUAAAGCAAACAACCUCUUUAAUGGGAAUAGAAACAGAGAACUCCUCUGAAGACCUUCUUGGAUGAAGCAACACAAGUAGGGUGUCACAUUGAGGAAGAAA